Messenger RNA from Acyrthosiphon pisum (pea aphid), 667 nucleotides. RefSeq names its product THAP domain-containing protein 2-like. The record is from RefSeq and is a predicted model, not a curated record. Gene Ontology annotation, molecular function: sequence-specific DNA binding. Lineage: Eukaryota; Metazoa; Arthropoda; Insecta; Hemiptera; Aphididae. Bases 287 to 667 code for a protein of 126 amino acids. The transcript is spliced from 4 exons.
UAAUAAAAGAAUGGAUAGGACAUGCCUAUACUCACUCCACAGCGUGCCGCGGUCUUUUUUGGGGAAGAGAGAGCUACAAGAGAGACAGACGAUAACGUGCCUUUUUCAAGGUUAUGUUACAAACAUCUUUAAAUAUUAUCUAUGGAUAAGAGAUAUCUGCUUAUCACUGGAUUAUAUUAUUAUUAAAUAUUAAUGUAAAUUUAAUUAUUUUAAUUUUUAAACUUUUAUUUUUUCUUGUGAUUUUACGAAAAUUAAUUAUUUAGUCAUACAUAAGAAUAAAAAAAAAAUGGUUCAUCGAUGCGUAAUUUGCCACUCCAACUCGACUAAAAAUCCAAAUCUAAGUUUUCACCGGUUUCCAAAAGAUCCUGAAAAACGUGAAGUAUGGAUAAAUAAUUUAAAUUUAAAAAUGCAAAUAAAAGAUUGGCAUCAAAUAUGCAGCCUACAUUUUUCUCCAAUGAGCUAUGUAUUUAGCAAUGAGAGAAAAAUAUUAAAAUUUGAUGCACUACCAGUAUGUCAUGAAGAAAGAGAAACAUUGAAUAAUGCUGCAAUACUGCCAGAUGAAUUAACGCCUGAAGAUUUUAGUUUGACUGCGUCUGUUUCACAAAAUGUUGAAGAAAUACAUGUAUUAUCGCAGACACCACCUACUUUGUCUCUUUCUGAAAAGUAA